GAUGCAGGCAGCUGAGCUCUUGAAUUCAAUUACUGCAUCACGUUAAAUGAACAGGAUUUUUCCAUACAUCUUUCCUUAAAAACAGACUUUAUCAAAAGUGAUUUUUGGAUUGAAAACGAUGGGUAGAAAAGAUGCUUCUACAGCAAGGACUCCUGUUGACCAAUACAGGAAACAAAUAGGAAAACAAGAUUAUAAGAAAACCAGGCCUAUGUUAAGAGCUACAAGAUUAAAAGCAGAGGCCAAGAAAACUGCACUAGGCGUAAAGGAAGUUGCCCUUGUCCUUGCAGCUAUACUGGUAUUUUUGUUGGCUUUCUAUGCUUUCUUUUAUCUUAACAUUUCCAAUGAAGUUGACCUUGAUCUGGAUCCAGAUGAAAACUAGCAGAUGCAAUGAAUCUAUCAUCAAGAUUUCUUCAGCUUGAACAAGACUACAUAGGAACACACAGUCCCUUCACUGUGAGACAGUAAAUGAUGCCAUUUCUUGCAGUCCAAUUUCAUAAGAAAGUUUUGCAAUACAUCAGUCACUUUUACAUUCCAGAUCUCCAAAAUAAGAGAAAACUCAUGCCUGGCAAGUGUAUUUGGUUAACACCAAAGCCAGGAGCAGCAGUACAAUACAUGAAGUUUAUUGUUUACAUUAUUUUUUUCUCAGGCAGAGAACUUUGAUGUCAAAAGACAGGUGCUAUUAUUAUCAUGGGUAUUGAUGCUGACUUCACAGGAGGAGAGUCUGCCUUGACUAAAUUUAGGAAUCAAAGCUUCCUAAUAGCCAAAUUAGGUUCCUUUUCCUUUCCCAAAAGGAAGCAGAAUACCAAAUAAAAAGUCUUUUCUUGAUUUGUAUUUAAAAUAUAUCAAACCCCCCUCAUCCUUUCUCUCCCUUUUAAUCUUUCUUGUGCAUGUGUGUACAUGCGCGCACACGAAGAUGGAAGAAAUUGUAGGAAAAAAUAUCUUUUUAGAAGCAGUCUGUCACCUCCUAUAUGGACUUAAUUUUAUGUCAUUCCAGAUUCUGUGUGCCCAUAUAUCUGCAGUAAUCUUUUUCAUUCUUUUGCCAACUGUUCAGCACACAUGUGUUCUGUCAGAAAUGGCACCUGGAUGACAGAAGCUCUAACAUUCGCAUAUGCCUCUGAAACACAGUUCUUUGCCUCCUGUGCUGUCUGAACUAGUGUAAAUAGAAAGUUCAGUCGAUGUUGGUUUUAAUUAGUGUAUUGCUCUAUUAUUAAUAUAAAGUCAAAAUCGUAUUUUAAUUAUACUCUUCCUGCUGGUUGUGGUAUCAACUUGCUCUACCUGUUAGGGGGAUGUUGAAAAAAAAAUUGCUUUCCAGUUACACAAUCAUUUUAAUCAUCAAACUAAUGUGAGAAUUUGUAAGUAUUAAGAAACCUUUUUUUCAUACAUACUGAUAAUUGAGAAAAUCUUGGAUCCACGACAUCCUUCAGUUUUUGCAAAGCACCUUUCAGAAUAUGCACUGUAGAUAACAUUUCUGAUUCCUUUGAUAACCACAAGCCACUUGAAGAAGUCAGUAUGUCAAUGCAGCUACAGGGAGCUGUAAAAUUCUGGCUUUAUUGUGUUCUGCUUCGACUUUGACAUAUAACUGACUUGGGGUUGUAAAGAUUCAGUUUUGAUCCUUUUAAAAAUGUGGUCAGUCUUUCUCUAGUUUCGAUUCACUUUGAUACCAAGGAAAGCAUACAGCCAUUCAUGCUGAAUAUGGCAGGGAAGUUAGGCAGAAUGACUUCCAGAAAAGAAUUAUCAUAAUUUUGAAAUUAUAUUAGCAGACUAGCUUGGCUUUAUCUUUGAUACCAAUUUCAGGGCUGAAUGUUAGGUUUAGUUACAGCUGAGAUGAUAUUUACUGACUUGUUCCAGAAAUGCCUGAUUAAGAUUUCUUACAGUGAUUUUGAAGACAAAGGGAUGUAAAUCAUAGCAAAUAUUAUAAUGGAAAAUAUAUUUUAAAUUGACACAGUCCUGUUAUCGCCAUUUAAGGAACUUAGAUCAAUACAGUUAAUUUUUAAACCAUACAGUAGCUAUGACCAUAUACAUUAUGAGUCUCUAAGGAUCCACUUCUUAUCUGUCAUACUCCUCAUUCACUUUAUGCAAUGCAAAACAACUCUAGAAAUUCAGAGUACAACAGUCUUCCGAGAAGAUUAUGAAAGAGAAGCAUAAACAUAUAUGUGCAAAUAUUUCUCAUUUUCUAAUUAUGACUGUUACAGACACAAAAACUUAACUUUUAUGCAUUCAUAUGAUUUAUAGUCCGCUAAUAAUUGCACACAUGAUCAAAUGCUUAGCAACAUGUUACAUUUAUGGUGAAGCAUUAUCUGACACAUGGCCCAACUUUCAGUGGAGGGAAAAAGCAUAUCACAAGCUGUCUCCUUGGAUGUGACAUGCCUUUCACUUCACCAGUGCUACACCACAUGUCACAGAGCUGCAGACCUCUCUUGUUACUUUGCAUGAGCAAUUUUUUUAUUCCAUAAAAUGCUGGAAGGAUUGCUUUCUUAAUGUCUGCACAUAGCUCUCCGGGUGAUGUCUGGUCUGAGAAUGAUGUGUAGUUAUCCCCUUCGCGCAAGUUGUCUCAUAACUUGCUUUCUGAGUCAGUUACAUGAAGAAGCAAGCUAUUCUUACUGUCAAAUUUAUGAACAUGAAGUUCCUAGAAUAGAAAGAUUGCUUUACCCAUAAUUCUGAGUCAUAGACAAAAUCUAAAGCGCAUAUAUGUGUGAUUGAAGCAUCUUCCCUGAUUUGUGACUUAUCAGUCCAUAUUGCCCACAAGUGUCAUAAUUUGCAGUUUGUCUGUUGGCUUCAUUUAGGUUAGGCCUUUUUAUCCACAUAAAAGAUGUUAUUCUCAUGUAACAAGAUAAUUUCCUUUUGCUUAGAUAAACUGGAUAGACUUCUGUUCAGUGUAUAUAGAAAUACAUGGCAAAUAUUGCAGCAAAUACAGUUUUUCUCUUAUAAGUACAAUAAUUUCUAAUGGGACUAUGUCAAUAGUUUUUUUAAAGCUAAAAGCUCCCACUUUUCAUCAUAUUCAUACUUUAUUUUAUAAAAGGCACAAGCACAACAAUAUUAGCAAUGAGGUUGGAUUCUGAGCCUACUAAUUUAUGAUUCCCCUGGGUUCACUGAUACUACAACUGAUUUACUCCAAGGGAAAAUCAGAGUCUGACCUGAAGUUAUUUCUGCUUUCUGGAAUGCUACAUUGUCUGUGCCUGAUAUUUUAAAGUAGAGACUGAUUAUAAUCUUGCAAAUUGUGGCUUAUUUUGCCUUUAAUUUUAUUUACUGAAUGCCUCUUGGUUUUUGAACCACCUACCUUUGUAUGAGUUGCUCAGUGUCUAUUUUAAUAAUAAAUGUAUUUUUACUAUUUUGGUGCUCUUAUUAAUGUUGGAUGUGUCACGCUGAAUUAUAUGUGCAUUUGAAAGGACAUUAAAGCAAUCUAAAUAGCACAGUGUUCAAAUGUGAGCAGUGAUACUCACCAGUUUUAGAAUAUCUCUAUUAUUCUAGGCAGUUCAAGCCCCUAAGCUCAUAUUAAAACUAAGCAUAGCCUAUGAAUACUUAAAAGACCAUAAAGAGAACUUCCCUUGGCAUCCUACCCAAUACCAAUAGAGCAGAUCUCUUUCUGCAGACAAUGUUGUUCAAUGUAGCUGCAUGAACUUCAGUCAGAUUGACUUUAUUUUCAAGGUAAUACUUCUAUACCCUUGUUUCAAAGAAAGAUUGCUGAUCUAACCAUUUACACAGCAGACCUAGCUUAAUGGGGCAGGUUUUUUCCAGGAUAUUCACCUCUGGGGAAAGGGUAUAUGUCAGUACUGUUGUUGCCCUCUGCUUGUGGAGUAAACUGAAUUUCUUUCCAGCAGAGGUUGUGGAGGAGAUGCCUGUACUGAGUCCUCAUGCUGUGGGUGGGAGUGGAUGUCCCAUUUGUAAGUCUCUCUGGCUAGGAAGGCACGAGAGUCUUCCAGCAGUGAUUUUGCUCAGUAAAUCUUUCCUCAGCAGUUUUAACUUUUCCCUACAAAAGCGGAACCAGCAUGCAGACCAUCUCAGGACAGAAGCCUCCGUAUAGUAGUUUUACUAGUGCUGCUGGUGAACAUUGCCAAGGAAAGGCUUUAACUCUGUUUCCUAGAGUCCAUAAAUAUAUUUUACUGGAAGCUUAGGAGGCAUGUUAAGCAUUUCCCUAAUGGACCCUAGAGAUAUAUUUAAACUUUCCUUGAAGAACGCUUUAUUUAAAGUUCACUGUUGCAUAUCAUAUAGACAUCAUGUGAUUCAGGAUCUGUCAUAGCUCCUUCCAUGCAUCAGACCAACUGUAGCAGGGACGACACUUAGAUUAUGCUGCAACACAUAACUGCAAACAUACACAACAUGAACAAACUCAUCUGUUUAGGUGUCAUCUAGAGUAGCUGACCUAACAAAUUGUGUUUGAAAACAGGCGGGUUUGAAACAACCCUACUAAAUGAAGGCACAGUAAAAGGCCUACAAAAUCGCUCAUCCCAUUUUCAUGAAAACUGCUACCAUGGAAGAGGCUUAUCUGCUGACUUAGGGCCAAGUUUUGAAUGCUGCCUUUUCAGGGAGGAAAAUGUUGCUAGCAGCUUCCGAUAGAGUGAUGAUUCAUUUUGCUCUGGUACAGGACUGUGCCUGUAAGGCACAACUGAACCAGUUGGUGAAGGUCAAAUGCAUUCAGGACAAUUCUCAGUAAAGGACUGUACUUGAAAUGCAGACUAGGCAAGUUAGACUGCCAACAAACAGGAUACUACAGAUCUUGAUCGCAUUUCAAGUUUUACUUACAGUAGCAUAAUAAUUAGUGGUGCUUAUGACUAAGAAAAUAACAAUAUGGCACAUCAAUAAGACAGCAGAAAUGUGAUGUUGGAACUGCUUCUUAAAAGAUUUUGUAGUGGAUUAUGCCUGCACUUUGGGAAAUGAAUCCAUGAGAUGAAUAAACUGGCAAAGAUUGUCUGUGAUCUUAUGCUUACAAUAUUUUUUCCUGAAAGAGCCAAUGGAGAUAUUUUGCAACACUUAUCCCCAUCAUCCUUUUAGUUUGCUGUAAUACAUUCUUUUGUAGAUGUAUUUCUACACUUUUCCAAGAGUGGAAAAAUAUUUUUUGUAGUUCAUCAAUGCAUUUAAUUGACAGAAUCCUCUACUCUUCCUUUUAUCCCCCCUUAAUCAUAACCAAAUUGGUGGGGAGACAGCCAAAAUGUUAGGUACCAGUGUCUCUCAAGCAGAUGUCACACCACUAUUUUUUAGCUAGUUUAAAUGAAUAAACAUGUUAAACUGUGAAGUAUUACAUUUUAGAUUUUUUCAUUAAAAAAAAUGGGACAAUCUGUUUACUGUCCUUAAUUGAGACAACAAUCCUGGUGGUUGCCAGUUUUGGCAGUUGUAAUGAUGAACUAUAAAUAUUGGGACAAAUCGACUAACUGGUGAUUGUGAAGGAUAGUUCAAGUAGAAGCCUCAUUCUGCAUGAAUACUUUUUUCAGUGCUAUAUUUUUUUCUAACUUCUAUAAUUGUUAUACUGGUUUUGCAUGUUAAAACCACAAAUAAAUACAUGACUAGUCAAACAAUAGGCUUGAUUCUGUU
This is a messenger RNA of Athene cunicularia (burrowing owl), 5526 nucleotides long. It is a transcript of the gene TRIQK, whose product is annotated as triple QxxK/R motif containing. Gene Ontology annotation, cellular component: endoplasmic reticulum membrane. The record is from RefSeq and is a predicted model, not a curated record. The coding region runs from base 119 to 379 and encodes 86 amino acids. NCBI's taxonomy places the organism in Eukaryota, Metazoa, Chordata, Aves, Strigiformes, Strigidae. The transcript has 4 exons.